AUGGAACGGCAGGAUCCAUGCCUCACGGCUUCUUCCGGCGACCUCUACGCUGUCAAUGUCUCCCCGCUUCCUGCCUCGGCCUCUGCACAGCCUGCCUCCACGAUGAGCGCUCUUCAGUUCCCCCCCCAGAGAGCGUGCUCGCCGCCUCGCCCCUCUUUCCUCCGGAGACGUUCUGCGAGGAUUCACCUGCUUUCCCUCUUAUCCCUGGCCGUCUGCGGCGUGUUUGCCUCGCUCUGCUGUAUGUACACCUCCGCGCUUCUGCGAGACUCGUCGCGCGUCUCCCCCUCCGCCUCGUUCGCCUCCAGCGCUUGCCCGUCUCAGCAGUCCGUCUCUCCCUCACUCGCUGCGUCUCCUCUCCCCUCACUCGCUGCGUCUUCUCUCCCCUCUCUCGCCUCCAUUCCUCCGGUCUCUCCCGCUGCGUCUCCGUCCUCGGCCGUCUCGUCUCCUUUGUCGGCCGGCGGCCUUGUUGAAUUUUCCUCGCCAGCCUCCAUUCUGUCUUACCCUUCAUCUGUCUUCUCCCGCCUUCUUUCGAAGCUGUCGCUCUCGCCCGCGACCCCGGCGCUCUUCAGUCGGCAGGCCGACUCUCCCUCCGCGAAAGCAGAAGCCCACGAGAGCUCCUUGUGGACGAAACUCGCACUUGAGAACUUCCCCGAAGGAUCCUGGCGAGCGCGAGUUCAAAGCGCUGCGGUAAUCGUCAAAAGACAGGUUGCGCAGCAAAUUCGCAAGCACCAACCGGAACUGAGACGGCUCGUCCAGGGCCUUCUCCAGAUGUUUUUCCAGUGUCUCCGCAGCUUCCUCGGGGUGUACAUCCUCGGUCUGUCUGUUCUGAUUCUGCCUUUUUGCGCGAGUUCCGCGAGUCGUUUCGAAGCGGCGGUCAACCGCGUGCCGCUGAACGAUCCCUACUUGCUGAGUCAGCUGGACCUGCCGGAAGACGCGUCGCCUUCGCUCUUCGGCUUGUCUCACUACGACGUCACUAUCGCGCCCGUGCCGCCUGCACAGCUGUCGGCUCUCUACGCUGAGGGAGAAGGGAAAGGCGGAUCUGAUCGUGCUCGCGCUCCCUCCAAAGACGGGGCUCCGCCUGCCUUCGCCGCGGGGACACGCGAAUCUGCGCCGCAGGAACUCCCCACCGCCGAUUUGCGCGGCCCAGAGGCGGAAGCCCGAGAGGCGCGCGCGAGGGGUACGGCGGGCACAGAGAGAGCGACAGCGACAGACGGAAGGAGACACGGAAUCGCCGACGGGAACUUGCGGGGAUGGUGGAUUCCUGCAGAGGACCGAAAUUCGAAAAAGGCGGUCCUCUGCGCCCACGGAUGGUUGGCAAACAGACAGGCCUGUCUCCCGUUCCUGGGGGUUGCCAAAAAGGUCGGUCUCCACAAAGAUCACCACUUUCUGCUCUUCGAUCUGAUGAAUUCCGGCGAAUCUUCGCGCCUCCCCGAAUGCGCUCUUGAAGACGGAACUGCAGGGUGUACAUCCAGUGGGGAGCACAGCGCAGACGCCGACGGCCCGUGCUCCGGAGGUCGCAGUUGGUCGUUUUUCACAGCGGUGGACGACGCAGGAGACGCCUUGCUCGGCUGCCAGGCAGCGAAGGAUUUGAUUCAGGCGCUUCUCUGGAUGAAAACGCACGGCAUUUCCACCGUCUCCAUCUACGCCCAGGGCGUCUCGGCGAUGGGCACGAUGCUCCUGGUGGGGCAGUACCGCGAACAUCUGGAGAGGGCCGUGGGCAUAAAGAUCGACAGAGUCGUAUUCGAUUCGCCCAUCUGCAAUGCACGGGACGCGGUCGCCAAGCAGCCGAUGACUGCAUGCAUCGCCAAAACAGCCAAGUGGCUCCACGACGUCCUCAUGUGGGCGGUGAACCAACGUCGCGGGCAGGAGUUGCGGCGCAUGCGGGCGAGUCUGCUUUUGCCGGCUUCGCAACCUCUCAGAAAGCUCGUCUUGACCAGCCGAGAGGACGACCUGGCUCCCUGGGAAACGGUCGAGAAGGAAAUGAUGCUUCUUCCCGAGGCAGAUAGACCCGAGUGGACGUGUGUCUUUCCUUCGGGAGCGCACUGCGACUUGAUACGCACCAACCCGGAAGCGUACAGCCAGGUGUUGAGGGCCUUCUAUUCGGAUCCUUCCUUCCUCGGCAGACUGUGGGAGAAGAUCGUUGGGAAGCGAGCGCCUGUCUCUGCGCUGUCCGGCGUCGAGGCCCUCGGCCCCCACGAUUUCACCUUGUGCGCCGAACGCGAGGAAAGAGAGAGAGAGAAGAGAGAGCGAGAGAAAGACAAGGCACUCGAGGCCGAGACGCGCGCCAAACUCGGGAGAAAGAAGCUGGCAAUCGCAGCGGCAGCGUCGGUUCUCGACGUUCUCUCGUCCAUGUGA
Messenger RNA from Neospora caninum, 2355 nucleotides. RefSeq lists its product as hypothetical. Bases 1 to 2355 code for a protein of 784 amino acids. NCBI's taxonomy places the organism in Eukaryota, Apicomplexa, Conoidasida, Eucoccidiorida, Sarcocystidae. The transcript is spliced from 8 exons. The record is from RefSeq and is a predicted model, not a curated record.